Molecule: messenger RNA, 1281 nt
Organism: Alternaria postmessia
Lineage: Eukaryota; Fungi; Ascomycota; Dothideomycetes; Pleosporales; Pleosporaceae
Exons: 3
Coding region: 1-1281 (426 amino acids)
Biological process (GO): rRNA processing; ribosomal large subunit assembly
Cellular component (GO): nucleolus
Molecular function (GO): 5S rRNA binding
Source: RefSeq, a predicted model, not a curated record
AUGGCGGAUACCGAAGCAGCACCCGCGCAGUACAAGCAGCCGAGUCGCAAAGGCAAGAAGGCUUGGCGCAAGAACGUCGAUGUCACGCAGAUUCAGUCUGGCCUAGAGGAUGUGCGCGACCAGAUCAUCCAAGGUGGUGUCAUCUCUGAAAAGACGGCCGAUGAGCUUUUCGCCGUCGAUAUCGUUGGAUCUGCCGAAAUCCAAAAAGAGGUUGCGAAACGACACAAGCCUCUCAAAGUCGACGAGAUCCUCGCCAAGCGCUCUGCCGUCCCCGCCGUAUCCACAAGGAAGCGACUAUCGGAAAUUGCCGACGAUGGCAAGAGAAAGAAGGCAAAGGUAUCAGGCAAGGAAUACGACAGGCUGAGGGCGAUUGCAUACGGAGGCGAGCAGGUCAAGAAGGACGUGGUGCAAGGCGGCGACGCUGCCUACGACCCUUGGGCCGUAGAAGAGGUCAAGGAAGAUCCUCGAUUCACGUACCUGGAGAAGAAGAAGCCCAAGGUCGAGCCCAAGACCCUUAAGCACGCGCCCAUCUCGCAGGCAAAGACCGGCAAAGCCAUCCCCUCAGUCCGCAAACCCACCGGUGGGAAGUCGUACAACCCGCUGUUGGAAGACUGGCAGAAUGAGCUUAUGCGCGAAUCCGACAAAGCUGUCGAGGCCGAGAAGAAGCGCCUGCAGGAGGCUCGUGAAGAGGCUGAGCUGAUGGAGCGAGCAGCCGCUGAGACGGAAUCCGACUCUGGUGAGGAGAGCGUCUGGGAAAGUGAGUGGGAAGGUUUCAGCGAUAAAGAAGACAAGGAGGGAAAGAAGAAGAGACCAGAAAGGAAAUCUUUGUCACAACGGAACAAGAUCAAGAGGAGAAAGGAGGCUCAACGAAAGGCGGUCCACGAAGCAAAGAUGAAGGCUAAGGAGCAACAAGUGCAGGAGAUCAAGAGGCUAGCCAAGAGCGUAGAAGAAAAGGAAAAGGCAAGAGAAGCUGUCCGACAAGCUCUUGAAAAGAAGAAUGCCGAACUGGCGGAGGAGGAUGACGGCGAAGAAGUGGAGCUGAGGAAGAAGCAAUUUGGCAAGACACCUCUACCAGAAGCCCCACUCGAAGUUGUUCUGCCAGACGAGCUCCGCGACUCCCUGCGUCUUCUCAAACCGGAGGGCAACCUGCUCAAGGAUCGCUUCAGGACUUUCCUGCUUCAGGGCAAGGUUGAAGCCAGGAGACCAGUCGCCUACGGAAAGCAGAAGAAGUAUCAUCUGUCCGAGAAAUGGAGUUACAAGGACUGGAAGCUGCCCAAUUAG